AUGGGCCCCUGUACCGCCUCCUCAUGCUGCUGCCAGGCCCCGUAAUCUGCCAUGGGCCCCCGAACCGACUCCUCAUGCUGCUGCCAGGCCCGUAAUCUGUCAUGGGCCCCUGUACCGCCUCCUCAUGCUGCUGCCAGGUCCAGAGUGUGUCAUGGGUCCCUGUACGGCCUCCCAUUGCUGCUGUCUCCAUCGCCACACUCUGCCAUGUGCCACUUUCAGGUCUCCUCACACUGCUGGUGGGUUCCAUUUUGUCAUAGGGUGCUGGCAGAUUACGGGCCUCCCAUUGCUGCUGCCAGGCCCGUAAUCUGCCAUGGGCCCCCGAACCGACUCCUCAUGCUGCUGCCAGGCCCGUAAUCUGUCAUGGGCCCCUGUACCGCCUCCUCAUGCUGCUGCCAG
Staurois parvus is the source of this 396-nucleotide messenger RNA. NCBI's taxonomy places the organism in Eukaryota, Metazoa, Chordata, Amphibia, Anura, Ranidae. The record is from the annotation of a GenBank genome assembly.